This is a messenger RNA of Drosophila arizonae, 1252 nucleotides long. RefSeq names its product Actin 88F (gene Act88F). NCBI's taxonomy places the organism in Eukaryota, Metazoa, Arthropoda, Insecta, Diptera, Drosophilidae. The record is from RefSeq and is a predicted model, not a curated record.
GCCAUUUGUUGUUGAGUCUAGGAGCCAACAAGAAUCGAACGUGCGAUUUUAAUUUUCAUCAACUCCCUUCGUUGGCCUAAAAGAUAAACAACUGUCAAAAUGUGUGACGAUGAUGCGGGUGCAUUGGUUAUCGACAACGGUUCGGGCAUGUGCAAAGCCGGCUUUGCUGGUGAUGACGCCCCCCGUGCUGUAUUCCCCUCGAUUGUGGGUCGUCCACGCCACCAGGGUGUGAUGGUGGGUAUGGGUCAGAAGGAUUCGUACGUGGGUGAUGAGGCGCAGAGCAAGCGUGGUAUUCUCACGCUCAAAUAUCCCAUUGAGCAUGGCAUCAUCACCAACUGGGAUGACAUGGAGAAGAUCUGGCAUCAUACCUUCUACAAUGAGUUGCGCGUGGCCCCCGAGGAGCAUCCAGUAUUAUUGACAGAGGCCCCACUGAACCCCAAGGCCAAUCGCGAGAAGAUGACUCAGAUUAUGUUCGAGACCUUCAAUUCGCCAGCCAUGUACGUUGCCAUCCAGGCCGUGCUCUCCCUGUACGCUUCCGGCCGUACCACUGGUAUUGUGUUGGACUCCGGUGACGGUGUCUCCCACACUGUGCCCAUCUAUGAGGGCUUCGCCCUGCCCCAUGCCAUCCUGCGUCUGGACUUGGCCGGCCGCGACUUGACCGACUAUCUGAUGAAGAUCCUGACCGAGCGUGGCUACUCCUUCACCACCACUGCCGAGCGUGAAAUUGUGCGCGACAUCAAGGAGAAGUUGUGCUAUGUGGCUCUGGACUUCGAGCAGGAAAUGGCCACUGCUGCCGCCUCCACCUCGCUGGAGAAGUCGUACGAGUUGCCCGAUGGCCAGGUCAUCACCAUUGGCAACGAGCGUUUCCGUUGCCCCGAGGCUCUGUUCCAGCCCUCGUUCUUGGGCAUGGAGUCGUCUGGUAUUCAUGAGACUGUCUACAACUCGAUCAUGAAGUGCGAUGUUGAUAUCCGCAAGGAUCUGUAUGCCAACUCUGUGCUGUCCGGCGGUACUACCAUGUAUCCAGGUAUUGCUGAUCGUAUGCAAAAAGAGAUCACCGCUCUGGCCCCAUCGACCAUCAAGAUCAAGAUCAUUGCGCCACCUGAGAGAAAGUACUCCGUCUGGAUUGGUGGCUCCAUCCUGGCUUCUCUGUCCACCUUCCAGCAGAUGUGGAUCUCCAAGCAGGAAUACGAUGAGUCUGGUCCCGGCAUUGUGCACCGCAAGUGCUUUUAAAUCUUUCCCGCGUAGCGAAAGA